UCAGUGGUAGUGGAUCCUAUGCUGGUUCGCUUCCUGCGGCCACACCAGCGGGAGGGAGUGCAGUUCAUGUUCGACUGUGUGACCGGGCAGCGGCUGGAGGGCAAGCAGGGCUGCAUCCUGGCGGAUGACAUGGGUCUCGGCAAGACGCUGCAGGGCAUCACCCUCUUGUGGACCUUGCUGACAUCUGGCCACUCGCUGCUGGGGGGCUGCCCCAUCGCCCGGAGAGCAAUCAUCGUGUGCCCCACCAGCCUGGUCUCCAACUGGGAUAAUGAAUGCACCAAAUGGCUGCAGGGUCGUCUGAAGACUCUGGCGAUGUGUGAAAGCACCCGAGAGGAUGUGGUGGCCAACAUUGGGAUGUUUUUGCACCCUUCAAACGUGUACAAGGUCCUCAUCAUCAGCUACGAGACCUUCCGAAUGCAUGCCGAGAGGCUCCAGGUGCCCGGCUCGUGCGACCUCCUGGUGUGCGAUGAGGCGCACCGACUUAAGAACGACGCCACACUGACGAAUCGGGCGCUGGACAACCUGCCGUGCAAACGCCGAGUGCUGCUGUCGGGCACUCCCAUGCAAAACCAUCUGGAUGAGUUUUUCGCGAUGGUGGACUUUUGCAACCCCGGGGUGCUGGGGGCCCCAACACAGUUCCGCAAGUACUACGAGCUGCCCAUCUUGGCGGGGCGGGAGCCGGACGCCGCUCCCGAACAGGUGGUCCUGGGGGAGGAGCGCAGCAGGGAGCUCAGCGGGCUCACGAACAAUUUCAUUUUGCGACGAACCAACAAACUGCUCAGUCAGCACCUGCCGCCCAAGGUAAUCGAGGUGGUGUGUUGCCGCCUGACGGAGCUGCAGCGCCAGCUCUACCAUCACUUCUUGCAGAGCAAGGCAGCCCGCCGCGUGCUCAACGGCCGAACCAGCGGUGUGCUGUCGGCCAUCACUUCCCUCAAGAAGCUGUGCAACCACCCCAAACUCAUUUACGACGCUGUGCACAGACGUUUUUCACCGGGGCACGUGCGUUCCUGCUCGUGUCUGUCUGAUGUGGGCUCCCUGUUUCCCCCGGGGCUGUUUGACAACGGCCGAGUGGGCCGCGGCGGCAUGGCGGCUGGCUGGGAGACCUUGUCCGGCAAGAUGGCGGUGCUCGCGCGCAUGCUGCACGUGUUGUACACCGAGACCCAUGACAGGAUUGUCCUGGUCUCCAACUACACCUCCUCUCUGGAUCUGUUCGCCCAGCUGUGCCGGGAGAGGGGCUACCCCUUCGUAAGACUGGACGGAACCACCACCAUCAACAAGCGCCAGAAACUGGUCAAGGUGUUUAACGACCCCGCUGAGCGCCAAUUCGCCUUCUUGCUGUCCUCCAAGGCGGGUGGCUGCGGACUGAACCUCAUUGGGGCCAACCGGCUGGUGCUGUUUGACCCGGACUGGAACCCCGCCAACGACCAGCAGGCCGCGGCUCGGGUUUGGCGCGACGGUCAGCGCAAGCGCGUAUUCGUGUACCGCUUCCUGUCCACGGGGAGUAUUGAGGAGAAGGUGUAUCAGCGGCAGCUCAGCAAGGAGGGACUCAAACAACUGGUC
Molecule: messenger RNA, 1560 nt
Organism: Volvox carteri f. nagariensis
Lineage: Eukaryota; Viridiplantae; Chlorophyta; Chlorophyceae; Chlamydomonadales; Volvocaceae
Exons: 15
Biological process (GO): reciprocal meiotic recombination; double-strand break repair via synthesis-dependent strand annealing
Cellular component (GO): nucleus
Molecular function (GO): ATP binding; DNA translocase activity; ATP-dependent chromatin remodeler activity
Source: RefSeq, a predicted model, not a curated record